AUUUAGUUUUAAAUAAACAAUUCAACCAUUAAGAUCUGCGAAAAUGAAGUGGUCGGAAAUUUUAUUCAUUUUAUUAUUGACAAUACCGGAAAAUAUACUUGCUCGUCGUUGCAGUCGCUAUCCUUCGAAUACUUUUACGCCCAAGUCACCAGUUGAUGAAAAUUUCGUUAUAUCUAUAACGGGUAAUGCUCAGACGUAUAUAUUGGGUCAGAGUUAUAAUGUUUCUUUAAACGCUUACAACGGUCGUCGUUUUAUAAGCGCUAAACUGGUGUUGGAAAAUGAAAAUGGUGAAAAGCCUAUCAAUGGAGAUUUAGGUCAUUUAGAAGUGGUAGAUCCGGUGGAGACACGUUAUAGUCAUCAGUGUAUUAAUAUGGUGGAGAGUACUAAUACCAAUCCCAAAACUAGAAUGGAUUUUGUGUGGACUGCUCCUGUGGAUGCCGGAAAUGGUUGUGUUCUGAUACGAGCCACAGUUUUGCAACACCGUGAUGUUUGGUUUAUGGAUGAUGGUGGUUUAACAAAACGUAUAUGCGAAGAGGUAGUCGAUGAUAUGGAGAGUCAAAGGAAAGAUUUAGACGAGAGGUUAUGUUGUGCCUGUGAUGAGGCACGUUAUGAGAUUACUUUCGAAGGUCUUUGGUCGCGCAAUCUACAUCCUAAAGAUUAUCCUGCUCGAGGUUGGCUAACCCGCUUUAGUGAUAUUUUGGGCGCUGCUCAUACUUCUGAUUAUCGGUUUUGGGAUAAAGGCAAUUUGGCUUCGCCAGAAAUGCAAGAAUUUGCAGAGCAUGGCUCUUCCCAGGGUUUGGAGAGAGAAUUUAAUAGGCAUUUUAAGGAUGGUAAAAUACGAACUAUUAUUAAGUCCAGAGGUCCUGCCUUUCCCUAUAUAAAUAGUCCUUCUGUGGCUUCGGUACGUGUCGAUCCUUUACGUCAUCAAAUUUCAAUUGCUUCGAAAAUUAUGCCUUCACCGGAUUGGAUUGUGGGCGUGCCAGGCUUGGAGCUAUGUGCCAGCAACUGUACUUGGUUAGAAGAGAAGGUGAUAAAUUUAUAUCCUUGGGAUAUUGGCACCGAUGCAGGGCCAACGUAUACGUCUCCCGAUCAGCCACAAUUUCCCCCUGAUGUUAUAAGACGUAUGAGCUCUGAGUAUCCCCCAGAUCCACGUUCACCUUUUUUUGAUGAAACUCACGCGCCCAUGAAGCCCUUAGCUACCUUAACCAUUAAAAGGCAACGACUUUACGAAAGGAAGUGUGAAGAUGAAGAUUCCAACAAUCCCGAAGAAAGACCUAGAGAAUGUUACACCCAUCCUUGGUCUGCCUGGAGUGAAUGUACAGCAGAAUGUGGAGAAGGUCAUCAAUAUCGUACACGGGUCUAUAAACAAGCCGAUGUAGCUAAAAUCUAUAAUUGUGAUUCAAUGGUGAGAAGGAGACAAGAUCGUCCUUGUCAGGGUCAGAAAUGUUCGGGUAUGGAGGCUGCAUUUGGGUAUCCACCAUACGAAACGAAUCAAUGGUCGGAGGUGGAAGAUGGAGAAGUAAUCUUUGAUUCUGUUUUGCCACAAAUGCCGGUUAAAUCGGCUAAAACAAAGGCUGAAUGUAUGCUGGGCAAUUGGUCGCCAUGGUCUGAGUGUAGUGUUUCCUGCGGUGAAGGUGUGAGAGAAAGGACAAGGGAAUAUGUAAAUCCUUAUAAUGAAAGGGAGUGUCAAGAAGUAUUCUUCUUUAAGUUAAAAGAAUAUAAAAAAUGUCAAGGUCCCAGUUGUUUGGGUCCUCUCAAUAACAAUGAAGAUGAUGAAGAAGAAAAUUUAGAGUUUGACACUAAUUCCCAGCAAUAUAACAACGGAUUUCGAUUGGCACAUAAACCUUAUGAACCAUUUGAUACAAAACCAGAAUUUACAGGACGAAGGGGUUCAAACAAUCAGUUUAGACCUCAACAAUAUUUGACACAUUCUCGGCAACCUAUUGAUCCUGAAGAAGAAAUUGAGGAAGAACAACAGCCACAAUAUAAUUUCGAAACGGAAGAUUUAAAGCAGGAAACAACUGAAGAAACAUAUCCCAACAAACCUAUAAGAAACUAUGCAAAUUCCAGACUAAAAGAUUCAAACAAUCUACAUCCCACCUAUCAGAAAAUAAGCCAAAUACAACAUAGCAAUAACCCCUAUGGCCAAAGCCUCUUUAAACCACCACCCGAAUAUUGUUAUCAACCUUUAAAUAUAAUUCGCGGUUGUAUAGAUCAGCGUGUCGUUGGAAAUUUCUGGUUCUACAACUACUGUACGGAUGAGUGUAUGCUUUUUGCCACCGAUAUUUGUGAUAAUAAUCGCAAUAAAUUUCUCUCGUUGGAAAAAUGCGAAGAGCAUUGUGCCACUCCAAUGAGAAGAGCUGAGAGAUUUUUACGCUACAAACAAGCAGAAGGAUGUAGUCGGGGAGUGCCACUACAAAAUGUGCGCGAUUUUAAAAAGAGAAGAGAAUAUGUUUAAUUUUGUUUUGGGCACUUUAUCAGUUUUAGUUUAAGUUUUAUUAGAAUUAUAUAUGUAUGUAUGGAUGUUUUUUGAUAACGAGUGUAGUUUAGUAAUUAAGUUAAAAAGUAAAUUAUUUAAAAUAAAAAUAUAUGUUUUAUUGGCUAUUUUUGUUAAAGUUAAAA
Molecule: messenger RNA, 2622 nt
Organism: Lucilia cuprina (Australian sheep blowfly)
Lineage: Eukaryota; Metazoa; Arthropoda; Insecta; Diptera; Calliphoridae
Product: spondin-1
Exons: 6
Coding region: 44-2458 (804 amino acids)
Molecular function (GO): serine-type endopeptidase inhibitor activity
Source: RefSeq, a predicted model, not a curated record